Molecule: messenger RNA, 939 nt
Organism: Prunus armeniaca (apricot)
Lineage: Eukaryota; Viridiplantae; Streptophyta; Magnoliopsida; Rosales; Rosaceae
Source: the annotation of a GenBank genome assembly
AUGGCCUUGAGUUCAUUUUCGAGCCGGGAAACGGUUCCACCUCAGUCUUUUGGCUCAGAGAUGACCAACUGUUUCCAGCCAAAUAUAGAAGCAGAGCUAUUAGCAGCAGAAGAGCUCCUCAAAUAUUACCAACUAGACUACAAUUGUUCCAUCCUUCCCAACAACUUAUUUCUUGAUGAUCAUCCAUGCCAUGACCCCUACAAUCUUCUCAACCUCGAAAACUAUCAUCCUGACACUACCAGUGACGAUCAUCUUCUUCUUCCACAUCUCACUACCCCUGACAUGCUUCCGCAACUUGAUUUCUAUCCUUACCCGUACCCGAAACGCCAAAAAUGCUUCCAAGAUUUCGUUAAACCGGAGUUCACACCCGCAACUUUCUAUGAUGCGUUUGCUCCAGAUUCUUGUCCCGUGCCCGAGUUGUUUCCGGCACCUGGGGUCUUUGCUACUCCAUUGCUCACAUUUAAUCAGCAUCCGGAGGAGACAGUCACUGAUAGCAACAAGUCAAAAGUUAAUGACUAUGAAAUUGGUUUUGCUGCUAAGAAGAAAGUGGAAGAAAAAUGCGUGACUGCGCAGAGUAUUGCGGCUAGAGAAAGGAGGAGGAAGAUCACAGAGAAGACUCAAGAGCUAGGGAAGCUUGUUCCUGGAGGAAGCAAGAUGAACACAGCUGAGAUGCUCACUGCUGCUUACAACUUUGUCAAGUACUUGCAGGCUCAAGUUGGCAUUCUUGAAUUCAUGGGGUCAUUUGAGGAAUUGAAGGGAGCUCCUCCUGCUGAAGAGCUGCGAGCAGUUGCAUUUCCUAUUAUUCAAGAGAAGCUAUAUUUAGAGAACAAUUGCUUGGUUCCGGAGAAGUUUGUGGAGAUAUUAGCAAAACACUUUGAUGCUCAAUCAAAACCUUCGCUCUCCAACAAUCUCCACCAGCUACUCACAUCCAGUGGUUGA